Molecule: messenger RNA, 1964 nt
Organism: Mytilus californianus (California mussel)
Lineage: Eukaryota; Metazoa; Mollusca; Bivalvia; Mytilida; Mytilidae
Product: pyroglutamylated RF-amide peptide receptor-like
Exons: 5
Coding region: 488-1339 (283 amino acids)
Biological process (GO): G protein-coupled receptor signaling pathway
Cellular component (GO): plasma membrane
Molecular function (GO): G protein-coupled receptor activity
Source: RefSeq, a predicted model, not a curated record
UCCUACUAGUUCAAAUCUGUCUAAAGUGUGUGACAAAUAAGUGCACAUUUAUCCAAUGAAUCUAACAAAAUCUCACAUUCCUUUUAGAAAUACAAUUUAGUAUUGGCCGUACGGUUACCUGUAGUUGUUCACAUCCUUGCCAUAUGAUAUUUUGUGAAUAAUCGUUUCAUUGACAACCUUACCAAAUCUGCUCAAUCUAAUAUUAAAUCAUAAAAGUCAACAGUUAUGGUGCCCGGUGUGUACACUGUAGACAGUGUAAUAUCAUUUUUGAAUUGUUACAUACCAAACAUUGUAAGAGAAGAAGAUUACUCUGAUGAUUUUACAUACCAACUCGUAUGUCAAAAAUACAGUUAUGGCAGAGCUUUUCUUCAUACUUAAAAGACUAUUCUAGUAGUAUAACUCAUCAAUUUAUAACUAGCUUUAUUUUUUGAAUUCUUAAAUACCGAACGUAAAUAUUUAUUGCAGAUUCAUAGUCAUUGUAUUACCAAUGAAAUCUCGUCGAUGGUGUACUGUCGGGAAUACUAAAAAAAUUCUAAUAGCUGUGUGGGUUGUUGCAGUAGCAUUGUCUUCACCAACUUUUAAAUUAAUGGAUACAGAACAUACGCUAUUUCAUCAGAAUGGAACCAUUGUACCAAUAAGUCUUUGUUCUUGUGUAACGGAACAAGAGUCAUCAAAACUGAUCUUUUCUGUAUAUAAAUUAAUUAUUAUGUUCGCCCUCCCAACGCAGAUCAUGAUUAUAUGUUACAGCGCUGUUAUUUAUUCAUUAUGGGUUAGUUCAAAACAAUUAACACAGCUGGUACCAAGUCAAAGAUCGUCGAAUCCAUCAAUAGAACGAAUAGCAAUGCGACAAACAUAUCAUGGGGUGAAUUCAGGGGUAAGGAAGUGUAACGUUCUCCACAAGAGUAACAACGAUAUUCUUAGGGCAAGGAAACAGGUAAUUAAAAUACUAGCUGCAGUAGUUGUUGUGUUUCUCAUUGCAUGGGGACCAAAGCUGAUAAUACAAGUUAUGCAGGACAUGAAGCUUGAUUUGAUAUACACUCAAUCAGCAUUUUCAACCCAGGUCGUCUUCAAUUGUCUGCCAUAUAUACAGUCUUGUCUUAAUCCUAUCAUAUAUGGUUUUAUGUCAAAGAACUUUAGAAGAAGUAUGGCUUUAGCUUGUAGACGAUAUUGUUACCUGUGUAGACUAUUGAGGUGCUUCAGACGCAAAAAGAAAAGUAAUUUCAAUGACCUUGAAAAUGAUUCAAAGUACAGUAAUGGCUUGACAGUGCAAACGAGGAUCGUUUGUAAGACCAGUGGAUCGUCAGACGAAGAAAAAUGUGACUCCACCUAUAUUGCAUAAGAUGAAAUGCAGAUGUGUACAUGUCAUAAGACAUCCAUAUCAAGUCUAUCAAUUCAAAGGUUAAUGGAAUAUAGAUUUUAAAUAUUGGUGAACGUCAUAUACCAAUGUAAUUAAAUAAACAGUGAAAGUAAUCUAAUGGAUUUUACUUGCUAGCAGUAGUUUUUUGAUUGACCAUCAACAUAGAGUAACAUUUCAAAUCGGAAUUUAAUGAUGCUAGAUUCUUUCCAUCUAUGAUCUUUUAACCUCCAGCUGCAGAAAAUAGAUACAGUGCAUAGUCAUUUUAACAUUUCCUUAAUUAUUUGAUGUAGUUUAAUAAUAUAUUUAACAUGUUAUGAGACGUAUGUCUGCUCUGACAAAAAAAUCGCAUGUUUUACAAUAUUGAAUCAACAAAUAGAUAAGAGGCCGUGAUUCACUUUUCUUUUUCGCUUAUCUUGUAAUGUAUAUAACACAAGUUUUUCCAUGAAUGUCUGUGUAAUUGUUAAAACAUUAGGAGAUGAAAGAGGACUGUUGACUAUUGUGAGAUGUUAUUCAUUAAUGUUGAAAAUAUAUUUUUGGACGUUUUCGUAUAUUAAUCUCACACACAAAACAUAUCAAUCAUUUGCGUUGCGUUGUUAUGACUGCAGAU